AUGUUAGAUACAUGUGUUGAAAAGUCAAAAUAUCAGUGGAAGAAAGAUAAAGAAAUGGGUACUUAUGUAAAAGAUUGUUAUACCUUUUCACCUUUGAAAGGUCGUAUAUUCAAAAACGGUAAUCCGGUAUUAUGUUUACCUGAUGUUAUCGUUAAUCAUUCACAUUAUAAAGAAUGUUUCGGAACACAAAAUUUCCUUAUUUAUGUUGCUGAGAAAGAGAAAUUUGGAAAGGAAGUUCGUUAUUAUCAAACAAGAAAUAGAGAAUUCAUAAAUGCUCGAGUUUAUUUACUUAAAGAUGAUCAGAAGCAAGACUGUGAACCAGUCAUGAUUUUUCUACCAAGACUUAAUUUAAAAUUCAAACUCGAUGGUACAAAAGUUAUAUCAGAAGAUUUUAAAGAUUAUCGUUUAAGUCAAGAUCAACAUAUAAAUACAUUAUCAGGAUUAUCACAAUAUUUAAUAAUCGAACCAGAUAUUCAAUCUGAUAAUCUGAUUAAAUUUAAUCGAAAAUUAAUUAUUCCUUAUCAUCCGAUUAAAAAAAAAGAAUCAUUUUUUUCUAACACCAUUGAAUUCAACUUAAAGAAAGUCGGAAAACCAGCAUAUUUUUCAUACGAAAUAGAUGAAAACUUAGAGUGGUUGAAUUCAGAAACAAUAGCUGGAAGUCUUUAUCUAGCUCUUCUCUAUUUUAAAACUGCUACCUUAGAUAAAGAUUUGUUUCUUAAAUUGAAUAGCUAUGAAAUUUGUGCAGAAAUUCUCAAAACUUGUUGGCAAAAUUGUCAAUAUUCUGAUGCAGAAUUCAAUAUUAUUUUAAAUUUUUUUGAAAAUACAUGCCCAGAUUUAGAAAAACCUUGGUCAACUUAUGCUGGUUCAGAAAAGAAAAUGUUUACUAUAGAUAAUUAUGGUUCAUAUCCUCAUCAUCGUAACACUCAUGCGAUUUUACUUCGAUUGAUUUAUCUUCUAUUAACCUUGAGUUUAGAAAGUACUGGUGAAUUUAAUACUGAAAGUUUUUCAUAUUUUCUGACUUAUUUAUUUUUGAGAGCAUCUCGUCAAGAAAAAGAAUAUCGUUGGGAGAGACUUGAUGAUGAUGAAGCUUUUAUAAGGAUGCUUUAUGUCGUUUCUAUUUUUCCAAAAGAAUUUAAUCCAUUGCCAGAGUUUUUAUUAACAGAAAAAAAUGAAAUAGAUUAUAAUCGACAAUAUCGAUUCGACAGUGAUAUGAUGAAAAUGAUUGGAGAUGAUUUUCUACUCAAUUAUAAUCAUAAUGAUAUUGUUAAUAAGGAAACAAAAGAAAAACCUAUUGGUAUUACUAGUGACUUAUCGAAUAAGAUGCAUGAAAAUAUUAUUAAGAAUCGAAAUAAGGCAUUCCAAAUGGAGAGAAGUUAUGAUAAUAAAUUAUAUCCAUCGUGGUUAUUGUUUGAAACAGAAAAUAAUCUUUUAAUACGUGAAAAUCAAUAUUCUCUUAUAGAAACAAUGAUGAAAGACGAAGUCAAUAGUAUUUAUCAGUUAAAUAUGGGCGAAGGUAAAACAUCGGUUAUUCUAAUUCUAUUGAGUGAUAUAUUAGCUGAUGGUAAACAAAUAGUCAGAAUAAAUUGUUUAGAAUCAUUGAUGGGUGUUAUGCAAGAAUUAUUAAGAAAUAAAUUUCGUGGAUUAUUAAAAAAGAAAAUAUUUGUUAUGCCCUUUUCACGAGGAGUUGUAUUUUCAAUAGAAAAUCUUGAAAAAAUUAAAGAAAUGCUGACUGAAUGUCAAAAUGAAAAACAUAUUCUAUUAGUAACACCUGAACAACGUUUGUGUUUUCAAUUGAAAAAACAAGAAAUGUUUUUAGAAUAUUUACAAUCAAAAGACGCUGAUGACUGUUUUGACUGGGAGGAACAUGGUAGAUGGCACUCUUAUGGAUAUCGGAAGAAAAGUGUAGAGAAAAGUCAAAGAAAUGUAUAUGUUUUAACAGAGGAACAAAAAAUUUUAAAAGAAGCCUUAAAAUCGUUAAAAUAUAUUGACAAUACUGAUAAAAUAGUCAAAUAUCCUUCUGAAGAAUACAAUAAAUUUUAUGAUGAAGUUAUUAAUAAAAUCCCUGAUAAAGCUUACUUGUCUAAUAUUAGAGAUGCUUAUUAUAUUCUAAGAGAUCAAUCGACACAACUCAAGACUGAACGCGCACAAAAGCUUGAAUUACUUUAUUCAAUCGAUAAGUUUAAGUUCUUUGAUAUACUUGAUGAAUCGGAUGAAAUUUUGAGUCAUGGAAAAGAGUUAAACUAUACAUUAGGAGCAACAAAAUCUUUAGAUGGUGGUUCGAUUCGCUGGGAAAUUCCAUUUUUACUAUUUAGAAUUAUUUUUUGUGAAAAAGAAUUUGGUCAAUUUUUAGAAAAGGCUUCACAACUCGAUGAUUGUCCUGUUGUUUUUCAAAGAGAUUUUCGGCCAGUUAGUGGAAUAGGUGGUGGAAGUCCACUUGUACGUUUUGUGAAACAUGAAUAUUUUCAACGUAACAUAAAACCAAAGCUUUGCCAAGAAAUUUGUAAAAUCAUACUCCAAAAUUUUUGUGAGAAACAGACUUCUAUAAUGAAUGAUGAAGGUGAAUGUUAUGGAAGUUACGAGGAAUUCAUUGAAGGAAAGUGUCUAUUCAAAGAAGAUAAAAUAAUAAAAUUAUUGAAACGUAAAAGCGUCGAUAUGUUAAAUAGUUUUCUGUUAGCAAAAGGUUGGUUAUCUCAUGAAUUACUGUAUCAUGUUAUCAGUUAUCGAUAUCGAGUUGAAUAUGGACUAUCGGAAAAAAGUGAAAAAGAAAUCGCGAUUCCUUUUCGAGGAAAAGAUUUACCAUCAGAAAAUUCAGAAUUUAGUCAUCCCGAUAUUAUGAUUGGUUUCACUAUUCUGAGUUAUUUAUAUCGAGGAUUAGAUUUGAAACAGGUUAAGGAUGGAUUAAUUAAAUUAAAAAGUGAUCAGAAGCGAGAUAAGAACAUGUUAUUACAAACAUGCGUUAAAGAGAAUGAAGAGUGGAUUAAUGAACAUAUUAAAAAAGAAAAUGAAGAAUUUCCAUUGUGGUUAAAAUCUUUCAAAACUCUCGAUCUUGAAAAUGAAAAUAGUAUUAAAAAGGCACAUCUUUAUUUGUCUCGAAACUUCAGUUUUAUUGAAUAUUAUUUAAGUAAUUUCGCAUUUCCUAAUGAUACGAAAUAUUUUGAAAAAAAAAUUACAGGAAACGCUCAUACAUUAGCUGGUGAAGGAAAAAACAAUGGAUUUUCAGGCACUGACGAUCGUAAUGAUACAAUGCCAGAAUCUAUUGUUUCAAAACGAUUAUAUUCUCAAUUAGGAACGAAUGGCAAGAUGUUACAUAUUUUGUCACGAAAAAUAAAUCAAAAGUAUGAAACGAAAGUUGACGUUUCAAAUACAGUAAAAUUUUUGGACGAAGUUUGUCGCUAUGCGCAAAAUGAUAAAGACUGUUAUAUUUUGAUUGAUUCAGGUGCUAUUAUUACAGAAAUGACUAAUAUGGACGUGUCGAAAUAUCUUAUUAAAAAUAUCGAUAAAAGAUUUGAUGGUAUUGUUUAUUUUUCUGAUAACAAUAGUAAAAUUAUGGUCAUUUUAAGACGUGAAGAAUGCGUACCAUUAUCCGCAUGCCAUAUUGAUAAUAAGAAACUAUUUGUUUAUUUAGACGAGGCACAUACUCGUGGAACUGAUUUAAAAUUACCUUUAACUGCACGAGGAGUAGUUACACUUGGUAAGAAUAUGAAUAAAGAUAAACUUAUGCAAGCAGUUAUGCGUAUUCGUGAUCUUGACUUUAAACAAUCAAUUGUCAUAUGGGGUUUAAAAGAAAUGUCAGCAGAAAUUGCAAUUAUAAAUGGAAUUAAAUUAGAUGAGAUAACAAGUAAACAUGUUCUUACAUGGGUUACUUAUAAUACAAUUCGAAAAAAUGAAAAUGAUUUAUAUCCAGUGACGAAAGAAAAAUUAAAAUAUGUAAUUAAAGGUAGAGCACUUGAGUAUCAAAAGAAAAUUAAAGAGAUCCCUAUGGAUUCUCUUAUUGUAGCAUAUGUAAGUGAAAAUAUCGAUAGCAUAGAAAAUUCAUAUGGUACUACACCUCGCGAAAGAAACCCACGAGAUCUUUUAAAUAAGAAUAUGGGUACUUAUUUAAGUGAAUUUUAUCCGUUUGUUAAAAGUGAAUUAGAAAAUAAAGAGACGUAUUCACAUUUCAUUAAAGAACUUAAUGAACAUUGGAAUGAUAUCGAUAGACCGAAAAUGAAAAAAAUUAUUGAAAAAGUUGAUAAGAAACUUCCUAACGAUAUUUUAACGACUAAUGCAGAUUAUAAUUGUGAGCAGGAAAAUGCAAGAGAAAUUGAAGAGAUCCAACAUGUUGAACUUGCUUCUGAGUUGAAAAAUACACCGUCAAUUGAAAUUGCUUGGGAUUUUCCUAAGGUUUUUGAACAAAAUUUCAAACAAAACGUAUUUAAAGAAGGGAGUGGCUACCCAAAACUAAAAUCAUUGAAGCAAUAUUUUGUACUUACGGAUAUGAAUGACUGGAGAAAUUUAAAAUGGCAUAGUCAAAUCUUUGCAACGGAAAAUUUCAUUAAAACUAUUGAAGCGAUAGAUGCUAAAAGUAAAAGUUACCAAAGCGAUUAUUUGAAACCAGUUAAUAUGAUUUUAAUACAUAGAAAUGAUAAAGAUGUGUGUUUUAUUAUUAUUUCUGCGCUUGAGGCUAAACACCUUUUUAACUUAUGUAAUGAAAGAAAAGAUCCAAAUGUAAGCAUAGUACAUAUUGACGAUGUGAAUGGUCCUACAAUGGUUCCAAUAAAUGCUACACCGUUAACGAAUGAUGAAAUUAAUAAUAUUAUUACUAUUAUCCGGUUAUUUAACGGAGAUUGUUAUUAUAAUGCAGAACAAAUGAAUGUGAUUAAAAAAUAUGUUGCUUAUAUCGAUAGACAUUGUUUUAAUCAGGAUAAAAUAGAAUCUGAGAAAAUUUAUGACGAACUUGAAACAAAAAACUAUUUGUCAAAAGGCUUUAUGACUUCUAGUUUAGCAGCCAAAUUAUUGAAUCAGGAUGAGAAAAUCUUAGUAGAGACAGAAGCUAGACUCAACAUCGAUCUUAAGCGUCAGAUUCGUUCCAUUGUCUAUGACAGUCUUGCAGAAGAUGCCGAUACUGUGUGGCAACUACCUCGACUAAUUAGACAAUUGAUUAGAAUUAGAGGGAAAAGUGAACAAUAUGAGAAAAGUUCGUUACAAAAAAUAUUCGAUAAAAAUCAGGAAUAAGUUUUUACUUUCCUCAUAAGUCUAGCUCUAGUUUUUAAAUAAUACCUCUACAUAAAACAGUGACUUUCAAUUUUUAGCUUGUUUAAUUUUCGAAAACCGAAAUAAAGAAAUCCUUUUUAAUACAGCUCAUUGAAUCAUCACUUUUUCAAAUCCUUUAGAUAGUAUACUAACAUGAUUUUAAUAUCCAUUUUCAACACUAUCAUGUGAUUAAUUACAGUGUAUCCAAAGAGAAUAUUUUACCAUAUUUUAAAGAAGAGUGUAAGUUAUUCACAUGUCAAUUAUCUAUUCACUUUUAUUUCACACAUAUUUUAUCAUUAUUUUUAUGUUAUCCUAUUUUUUGUUUCGACUGUACGCAUCUUUUCUCUGGUUCAUGAAACUACUUUCUAUUUUUUCAAAUCCAUUUUGCUUUACUGCUUGUACCUUCAUUCGUUUGCCACCAUGUAAAAAUAAAUGAGAAUAAUUGCUAUUGUUUCUGAUACUUUUGUGAAACACGACCUGAAGCGAGUGUUGAAGUAUAUAUAGAGUACAAAUGUGCAUCCCCCCUCCACAUUCAUAUAAACCAUGACAGACAAACCUGGUAUCCAUCAGGCACUAUGGCGACCACUCUAAAAGGAGGAUUACAGACUGUAACGGAUGAUUUCAAGUCAUCAGCAUAAGUUCUGCAUUAAUAGCACCUCCAACGAUUGUCCAUUAUCGAAUUUGGGUGAGUCUGGGUGUGGGUGUGCAUAUGAAUGAAGACAUGAGGAACACCCACACCAACCCCACAGGGUGUGGGUGUGGAUGAGGAUGUGGAAGUGUGGUGUGGGUGUGGGUGUGUGGUGUGUGGGUGUGGGCGCGAGUGUAUGUCAGAAUAACGCCACAUCCACACCCCCACCCCCACCCAUACCCACACCCACAGCAAAACCCAUAACCACAUCCACACAAAAACCCACACCCACAUCUCCAUUGUGAUCUAGCUCCAAUUGUCUGCUGUUCUUGAGAAAAACACUAAAUAAGUUUUAGAAAACGAUUUUUUCAUUCAUAUUCGUUAGAUUUUGUCGAAACGUACGUGAAGUAUAUAUCAGUGUUCAGGAGAGACUGUAAAUAUGUGAUCUUUAUCUUGAGUGUUAGUAGGGUCUUAAUGAUUAAUAUAACAAAGAACGCUUUAUUCAAUGCUGUUGCAAACAGAAAGGCAGUCUUUCAGCAAAAAAUUGUGAAAAUGUUUCGAAAAACAUGAUAGUAGGGUCCAAGUUUCUGCCAAUAAGACCGUCAAAAUCUGGUCAUUUGGGUGUGGGUAUGAUUCUUGUAUGUAUCUACAUCCACACCCACACCCACAUCCAGAUCCAGAUCCAGAUCCACAUCCACACCCACACCCCCCACACUCACCCCCACCCCCACACCCACCCACACCCACACCCACACCCCCACCCCCCACACCCACACC
This is a messenger RNA of Rotaria sp. Silwood1, 6637 nucleotides long. The record is from the annotation of a GenBank genome assembly. Lineage: Eukaryota; Metazoa; Rotifera; Eurotatoria; Philodinida; Philodinidae.